AUGAAAAUUAAAUUGUUAAAAAAUUUAUUGAUACUAUCAUUAUGCUUUAUGGUAGUUUUCACUUAAUUUGAAUCCCUAACUGAAGAAGACGAAGAAAUAGUGAACGGAGAAGAAUAUGUCUAAACACCUUUUGGAUUACUUCCUAGAGAAUGUGUUUUAAGAGUUCCAACAGGCACUCAUAUCCAAGAAACAGAAGAAGGGUUUAUUCAUCUAACUAAUGAUUAAGAGAAUUUUGUUAAAAGAGUAGCUAGAAAUGAGAAAUGUGAUAGAAAAAAUCCUACUAAAUUACUGAAAACAUGGAUUGAUAAUGGAGGUUGGACUAUUCCUGAUGGUUUAACAUUAUAAAAAUUUGAAGGGAAUUACAAAGUUCCUAACGAUCCUCAAUUAAAAAGUAAUUAAAUUCUUUACUACUUUAUUGGGUCUUAAAAUAAUGAUGGAAGUGGUCCUGGAAUUAGCAUAAUUUAGCCUGUACUCACUUUUCGCUAUAAUAAAUGGUUCUUCUAAUCUUGGAAUUGCUGCCCUCAAGGUAUGGCUAUUAAUAGCUCUCCUGUAGGAAAUGUUAAAGCAGGAGAUACCCUUUAUGGUUCUGUAGAAAUUGUUGACGAUAAAGUGACUAUUGUUUCUCAAAAUUCCGAAGGUUAAUCCUCUACUCUCUCAGUAAGCAGAGAAGAUAGAAACUUUAAUUGGAUAGAUGCAACUCUUGAAGUGUACAAAAUUAUAUCCUGCAAGAACUUCCCUACAGAAUAUCUUGAAUAUUCUAAUAUGAAUGUUACUCUCUCUAAUGGGUAAUCAGUUUAACCAUAAUGGGAAGAUUAAUAUGGUAACUCUAUGUGUAACGGAAGGACAAGUAUAAUUGAUAAUUAAACUAUCAGAAUAUAGCAUAAUAUUUAAUAAACUUAAUAAAAUUGA
Tetrahymena thermophila SB210 is the source of this 909-nucleotide messenger RNA. RefSeq lists its product as hypothetical. The transcript has a single exon. NCBI's taxonomy places the organism in Eukaryota, Ciliophora, Oligohymenophorea, Hymenostomatida, Tetrahymenidae. The record is from RefSeq and is a predicted model, not a curated record.